This is a messenger RNA of Striga asiatica, 5141 nucleotides long. The record is from the annotation of a GenBank genome assembly. NCBI's taxonomy places the organism in Eukaryota, Viridiplantae, Streptophyta, Magnoliopsida, Lamiales, Orobanchaceae.
GUUCUCGUGUUCUUGUUCGAAACAACCCGCAUAGAAACAAAAAGAGGAGCCCCAAUUCAAUUCGACACACACAGCCUGAGAGAGAAAAAGCACGCACUGAAAACACGCAGUGAAUGCGUAUGGAAAAGCCCUUUACAUCGAAGGCGUGAAAAGAAUUGAGUUUAGUAUUUUUUUCUCAGUUUCUCAAUGGCGCUAAAGGUGCAGCUGCUGCUGAGGGAGCUGGGAUCGAAGCUGGGGAGUCCGCCGGCGUCGAAAGACGCUCUCGUUAAGCUCUUGAAGCAAAGUGAAGCAUGUCUCGCUGACUUGGAUCAGUCACCUGAAAAAUCAGUGAUGGACUCUAUGCAGCCCCUCAUAAAUGCCGUAGCCAAGCCAGAAUAUUUGAAACAUCAGGACCGGGAGGUCAAGCUCUUUGUAGCUUCUUGCAUUUGUGAAAUAACUCGAAUUACUGCACCCGAGGCCCCUUUUGAUGACGAUGUCUUUAAGGAUAUCUUUCAGUUGCUUGUGAGUACUUUCAGUGGCUUAAGUGAUAUAAACGCUCCAUCAUUCAGAAGGAGGGCUGCAAUCCUCGAAACCAUGGCUAGAUAUAGAUCAUGUGUUGUGAUGCUGGAUCUAGAAUGUUAUGAUCUCAUAGAUGAAAUGUUCAAUACAUUUUUCGCUGUUGUCAGGGACGAGCAUCCUGGGAAUGUGUUGACUUCAAUGCAGACGAUAAUGGAGGUUCUGUUAGAUGAAUGUGAAGAUGUACCAGAGAGUCUAUUGUUUAUUUUGUUGUCUAUUUUAGGCCGUGAUAAGGAGGGUGUAACUAUGGCUGCAAGGAAACUUGCAAUGAGUGUGAUAGAGAACUGUGCUUCAAAACUGGAACCUGGCAUAAAGCAAUUUCUUGUGUCAUCAAUGUCGGGGGAUAGCAAACCCGUUAAGCCUGAAAUUAGUUAUCAUGCUGUAAUUUAUGAUAUCUACAAAUGCGCCCCUCAAAUCUUGUCUGGAGUUGUUCCGUAUCUCACCGGAGAGCUGCUGAGUGAUCAAGUGGAGGUUCGCCUGAAAGCAGUGAGAUUAGUGGGUGACCUCUUUGCUUUGCCUAAAUCUUCUAUUUCUGAAGCAUUUGAGCCGGUCUUUUCGGAGUUUCUGAAAAGGCUGACGGAUAGAGUGGUCAAUGUUAGAAUGACCGUCCUUGACUACGUCAAAACUUGCCUUUUGGAGAAUCCUUUCAGAGGCGAAGCUCAUCAAAUAAUCUGUAAGCAUUUUCUGCUACUGAUUAGAGCCUAUUUUCUAUGUGGUCUUUAUUCUGAUGAUAAAAUAAACCCAACAGCUGCUCUCUGUGACCGAUUGUUGGAUUAUGACGAGAAUGUUCGUAAACAAGUUGUCGCUGUGGUUUGUGAUGUGGCAUGUCAUUCUCUCAAAUCCAUUCCUAUUGAAACCAUCAAGAUGAUCUCAGAACGCCUUCGUGAUAAAUCUGUUCUGGUUAAAAGGUAUACUAUGGAGAGGUUGGCUGACAUAUACCGAGUGUCUUGCAUUAAGCAUUCUAGUGAUUCGACAAGGGAUGAUGAAUAUGAUUGGAUUGUGGGGAAGAUAUUGAGAUGCUUUUAUGACAAGGAUUUCAGAUUAGAUACAAUUGAACCUAUCCUAUCUCUGUCCUUGUUCCCAGCUGAAUUUUCUGUCAAAGACAAGGUAGCUAGAUGGGUUAGGUUGUUCUCUGCAUUCGAUAAAGUUGAGGUUAAGGCUCUUGAGAAGAUAUUAGAGCAGAAGCAAAGGUUACAACAAGAGAUGCAGAAGUACUUCUCCCUCAGAGAGUUGUCUCAGGAAGGUGAUGACACUGAUAGAAGAAAGAAAGUAAUGUUUUCCUUCCGAGUCAUGUCUCGCUGCUUUAGUGAUCCUGCAAAGUCAGAGGAGAACUUUCAGAUUCUUGACCAGUUAAAAGAUGCCAAAAUUUGGAGAAAUUUGACAAAUCUCAGUGACCCAAACACCAGCGCGCUUCAAGCCAGUAGUUUACGAGACGAUUUGCUCAAGAUCCUUGGUCAGAAGCAUCAACUGUAUGAGUUUCUGGGUGCAGUUUCUUUGAAGUGCUCUUAUAUGCUUUUUGACAAAGAUCAUGUCAGAGAGUUUCUUCUGGAAGCUCGUGUGCAGAAGUCCUCUGGAACCACUGAGUUAAUUUUGUCCUGCAUGGCUAUUCUUGUGAUUCUAGCACGAUUUUGUCCUCUGUUGCUUAGUGGAAUUGAAGAAGAUUUGGGCCAUCUGCUUGAGGAUGACAAUGAAAUAAUUAAGGAGGGCACCUUGCAUAUUCUUGCUAGGGCCGGGGGAACUAUCAGAGAAAAAUUGGGGGUCUCGUCAAGAUCAUUAGACCUUAUUCUGGAGCGCAUAAGCAUUGAAGGCAGCCGGAGGCAGGCUAAGUAUGCUGUUCAUGCCCUGGCAUCCAUCACAAAAGAUGAUGGUCUUAAGUCACUCUCUGUUCUUUACAAGAGGCUAGUUGAUAUGCUUGAAGAGAAAUCCCACUUGCCAGCUGUUUUACAAUCUCUCGGAUGCAUAGCACAAGCUGCUAUGCCAGUCUUCGAAACAAGAGAAACUGAGAUUCAGAUAUUCAUUAAAGAACACAUAUUGAAGCUGGGACAUGUAACUGAAGACAAGGCGGAUGGUUGUUGGGAUGAUAGAAGUGAACUUUGUUCUUUAAAGAGUUCAUGUUCAGUUGAUAAGGCACAUUUGAAACUAGCUGCAGCAAAAGCUGUCCUUCGCUUAUCAAAAUACUGGGAGCAUAAGAUUCCUGUUGAUGUUCUUUACCUUGCAUUGAGAACUUCAGAGGAUAACUUUCCUGAGGUCAAAAAAUUGCUUCUCGGCAAAGUUCAUCAAUAUGUGAGGGACCGAAUUUUAGACCCAAAGUAUGCAUGUGCCUUCUUGCUGGAUGAUUCAGCUUCACAGUCAGAUUUCGAAGAUAAUAAGCGCUAUCUGGAUGACAUAAUCCAAAUGUGUCGGCAGGCGAAGGGACGCCAAAUAUCUUUACAGGCUGAUGCCAUGUCACCUUCUCUUUAUCCAGAAUACAUUCUCCCAUAUGUGGUUCAUUCACUCGCUCAUCAUCCUUCUUUCCCUGAUACUAAUGAAUGCAAAGAUGUCAAAUCAUAUGAACCCAUGUUCAGGAAGUUGUACUUGUUCCUAUCUAUGCUAUUGCAUGAUGAUGCAGAUGGGAAAUCCGACGUUAGUAUUAACAAGGAUAAGGAGAGCCUUAAGUUGUUGUGUUCAAUUUUUCAAUCUAUCAGGUGCUCAGAAGAUGCUAUUGACCUGGCUAAGUCCAAGAAUUUGUAUGCCCUGUGUGACCUUGGUGUGCUAAUUAUUAAGAGGAUAGCUGCAAACCAAGAUGAACUUCAAGAGUUGGGUGUGCCUGUGGCCCUACCAGCUGUGCUUUUUAAACCUCUUGAGAAGAAAGAAGAACACGACUCGCUGGGGAAUGAAGAGAAAACAUGGCUGGUGGAUGAGGUCAUCUUGUCCCACUUCGAAUCACUCGAACUCAAACCUACUGAAAUUGUUCAUCCUUUAGUUUCGGAGGAUGACAUCUUUAAGGACAGUGAAACAGAGGACAAUGAGAUGCCACUUGGGAAGUUAAUGCAACGCCUAAAAAAAGCCAAGGCUGCAAGGAUAAAAAAGGCGGCCAAAAAUGAGCCCCCACAAGAUGGAGUGUCGAAAGAAAACGAUUUUGAUAUCUUGAAAAUGGUCAAGGAAAUAAAUUCGGACAAUUUUGACACAAGUGUCAAGUUCGAUUCUAGCAACGGUCUUGAAGAUGCUCGGAAAAAGAGAAGUCAAGCCGAGCUCCAUAAAAGUCAAAGGUUGAAUGGUGAGUCAAACGAUAUUCCCGUGCCCAAGCGUAAGAGAACAUCUUCUGCUAGUUCAAAGGGUUCUAGGAAGACUACUAAUUUGAAUAAUAAGGAGAAUGCUGAUGUGGACUUUGAAAAGAUGAACGAGGAGCCUCAAACUGGUUCGGAGGAUCAACGUAUGGAAGAGAAAACUGAUGAACAACCAGAGUCAGAAAUGCUGUUUUCCCGUAUUAGGAAGAAACUCAGCUCUUCCUCUAAUAAGCAGAAAGGUAAACGAGUAUCUGAUAGAGAUCCUGUUGAGGCACUUGACAUCUCCUCAGAAGCUAAGAAGCCCAAGAAAGUCCCGAAUACCGAUAAUAGCCCGCGUUCAAUCGUUGAUUCCAAGUUAGGAUCCAUGAAGAAGCAGAAAUCAAAAGAUUUUGGUGGGUUGGGAAAGUGUACGGCCAAUGAAAAUGGAACUUCUGCUGAAGACUUAAUUGAUCGCAGAAUAAAAGUUUGGUGGCCGAUGGAUAAGGAGUAUUAUGAAGGUGUUGUGAAGUCGUUCGAUACUGAGAAAAAGAAGCAUGUGAUAUUGUAUGAUGAUGGGGAUGUGGAAGUUCUUCGAUUAGAAAAGGAACGCUGGGAGCUUGUCGAUAACGAUCCAAAGGGAUCUGGUUCAUCAAAAGGCUUAUCUCGGAAAGGAGGAUCAUCCGGGAAAGGAAAUAAUUCAAGCCGAGCCCCAAAACAAGAAGAAAAUUUUGAAAAAUCUCUGACUUCUCAAGUCCGAGGAAAGAGAACUCCACGAAAAAAUCCGUUCAAGAAACCGAAAAUCCCAGAUAUUGCCCCCCCUGAAUCUGACCCAAUCUCGCCUUCUGAUGAUUCAAUCUCAGAGAAGGAAGAUGAGGAAAGAGUCGAGAAGACUAUGGAGCUAUCGGACAAGGAAGAAAGUCCUGCUGAGGUGGCCUUAAACGAUGAAAAAGAAUCGGAAAAUCAUGGCUGCUCGUCCCCUGAAGCUAAUGCAUCAUCAUCAUUCAAUAAUGAAGCAGUUUCCUCUUCCGAAAAUAAGCUAUCGAGUGAUGAGAACAAUGAAGAAUCAGGGGAGAGUGAUGAGGCUGAUAGCUCGGAAAAGCCCGACAAUGGCUCGAGUUCUGAUACUGUCGAUGCAGAGUUUUCAGAUGAUGAGACUCUGAGUUCGUGGAAGCAACGUUCUGGAAAAAAGGAGGGAAAGUAGAUAUUGGGCCCAACUAUGAAUUUGACCGAAGCUUUGUGGGAUUAGUGAAAGCAAAGAAAAGUUCAUUCUGUUAAGAGUUGAAAGUACCGAAUUUGAACUGCUGCUGACCGGAAUAAAUAAAUAAAAAAAAAAAAAAAAAA